Zeugodacus cucurbitae (melon fly) is the source of this 4710-nucleotide messenger RNA. RefSeq names its product ER membrane protein complex subunit 1 (gene EMC1). Gene Ontology annotation, biological process: protein folding in endoplasmic reticulum. Gene Ontology annotation, cellular component: EMC complex. The transcript has 14 exons. NCBI's taxonomy places the organism in Eukaryota, Metazoa, Arthropoda, Insecta, Diptera, Tephritidae. The record is from RefSeq and is a predicted model, not a curated record. Bases 187 to 2946 code for a protein of 919 amino acids.
UAGGUAAAUAUAUUACAAUUUAAUCGCCUUUGCAACUCUAUGUAAUUCACAAUACUUAAUAAAGAAGAAGAGCGUGAGAAAUUUGACAGUCACUUAAUUUUUCUUAUUUAGACAAAUUACUAUUCCUCCUUUUUCACGUUUCUGGCCGAACUAGAAUUUGACGGAAAUCCAGUCGGCUGUUUCAUUAUGCUUUCGCGAAGUGCCCUCUGCACAGGAGGCCUAUUUGUCUUAUCGUUGUUGUUGCUUUCAAAUUGUGUCAAUGCGCUUUUCGAGGAUCAAAUAAAAAAAUUCGAUUGGAAGGUACAGAACAUCGGUGCGAUCAAUCAGGCACAUUUAGAAUUAAACUCACUUAGUCCUCGUUUGCUGGUUAGUACCCAUGAAAAUGUAGUUGCCGUAUUGGAGCCCCAGACUGGAAAACUAGUUUGGCGACAAGUGCUUGAAAAUCUGCCUCGUGGAGAUCUAAAGUUAAUGCAGGUAGGCAUUGUAUCUGUGAACAUAAAUGAACCUGAGAGUACGGCAGCAGCACCAACAAAUUCUAAACACGGAUUCGAUGUGCUUACCAUACAAGGUCAUGCUCCUGCGUUAGUACGUGGCUGGAAUGUAGCCAGUGGUAAUUUAGAAUGGGAAUGGUCUCUAAUGCCACUUCAAACAGAACGUGCCGAAUCAUCCUUUUGGUUCUAUAAGAACGGUUUACUGUAUCAUGUAAUUCCAACAUGGCAUAGUCAUAUUGAAGUGACGCCAUAUUUCGCCACUACUGGACGGGCGACUGAAACAACUGGCCGAAUAUCUGCUGGGUGGAUUAAUGCUGAUAAAUGUGUCCUCAGCGGUGUUUACUAUACCUGUUUAGAAAAUAAUCAGCUGAUCGGCAUUGAUUUGACGGCAAGCCAGCCACAAAUUCUGCGAAAAACUUUGGAGAACGUUGUAAAGGGAAAAUUACGCGCUGUUGAGGGUAUAAGCGGUGCUUAUGUGAUCGGUAACAGAUUGGUUAGCAUACACGAAUCCUCCGUUGUAUGCAACAAUUAUGAAAGUAAUAGUUUCAUGUUAGGAAAAUUCCAAAAACGACGAGUUUUAGCGCAAGCCGACGUCGUUAAUAAUGUUUUGCAAAUUCGAGGACACUAUGUAGAUAGUUGUGAACCAGUGUCGGAAAUGACAAUUAAUAUGGAUUAUCCUGACCAAUAUGGUACACCAACAUUAAAAACAUUCGCUUGUGCGUCACAAACGAGAGGUUGCUUGUAUGUGCUUGGCACAGAAGAUGAAUCUAUUUUGGCUGUCAACAAAGGCAAACUGCGCUGGGCGCGAGAUGAGUCCUUAGCAAAUAUAGUGGCCAGUGAAUUCAUUGAUUUGCCGCUUGCCGAUGCAGAGGGAACGUUAGAAAAUGAAAUGAAGGGAAAUACAGAGGAUGCUACGGGAUUAGAAAGUGAUAUUGCGAGCGCUUUUUCGCGACGCAUAUCUACUCAAGCCAUGCAGAUUAAGAGCAUUUUCCUACAUGUAAUCGGCUUGGGGCAACCACCAACCGAUACGCAGAAGGCUGGACUAGUGCGAGACUCUUUUGGAUUGCAUAAGAUGUUGGUUGUGUUGACGCGCAGUGGUAAAAUAUUUGGCAUUGAUAAUAUAAGCGGUAAACAUCACUGGCAGCUAUAUUUAAGCGAUGUCCAAAAUUUCGUAAAUCAGGAAUCAAUGCGAUUGCUUGUACAACGUACAUCGAAACAUUUCCCACUACAGCCACUUUGCACAGUUGUAGCUAAGGAAAAGUUAACAGGAAAUGGCGUGUUGUUUCGCUUUAACCCCAUCAAUGGAAAGCCCGCCGAAGGUGGACUCCUGAAGUUGAAUUAUAAAAUCAAACAACUGACAUUGCUAGCUGAAUCGGAAAAAGAUUCUAUAAAGGGGCUGUUGUUGCUUGACGGACAGAACAACGUCGCUGUUUACCCUCAAUACGUUCAAGAGAUGGCACAUGGCAUGUAUUUGUUCACCGCAGACAAAUCAACUGCCGUUUUGGAUGGUUACUAUGUACAAUAUGCCGACGCUGUUUUAAGCUGUUUACCGAUUUGGAAUGUGCGCCUUGGUGGUCACAAUAAUGACCAUCAACUAGUAGCGGUAGCUGGAAAAAAUCCUCUAGAACAUGUGCACUCACAAGGACGCGUGUUGCUUGAUCGUUCUGUACUUUAUAAGUACAUCAAUCCCAAUUUAGUAGCUGUGGUCACACAGGCCAACGAUCCUACACACAAAUUUUUAUUGAACGUCUAUCUCAUCGAUGCUGUUUCUGGUUUAAUCGUUUUCUCUAUGACGCACCGCCGGGCUCGAGUGCCGGUACAUAUUGUGCAUUCCGAAAACUGGCUAGCAUAUUCGUACUAUAAUGACAAAGUGCGACGCACUGAAAUAACUACAAUAGAACUAUACGAAGGUAAAACACAGGCCAACAGCACCGUCUGGAGUUCACUAAAUGCGCCUCCCAUGCCAAUGGUUGAACGUCAAUCAUACAUCAUACCCACAAUUGUGGAAACAAUGCGAGAAACUAUAACCGAGCGUGGCAUAACAAACAAACAUGUUUUGAUUGGCACAGCGAGUGGUGCAAUCAUUGAGAUGCCUUGGGCUCUACUCGAUCCACGUCGUCCAAUAACAACCAGCACACAGGGCCGUGAGGAGGGUGCGAUACCUUACAUUCCUGAAUUGCCUUUACCAACGGAAAAUAUCAUAAAUUAUAAUCAGACAAUUGCACGUUUAAGCAAUAUAUUUACGGCGCCCAGCGGUUUGGAGAGUACAUGCUUGGUUUUGGCGACUGGUUUAGACAUAUUCGUGACGCGCGUUGCUCCAUCCAAGACAUUUGACUUGCUAAAAGAAGACUUUGAUUACACACUAAUUACGGCUGUACUGCUGGCCCUAACAAGUGGCUCAUUAGUGGUCAAGCAUUUGGCCUCACGGAAACUAUUAAAACAAGCAUGGAAGUAAAAUAAUAUUAGUCAAUGUGCAUGCACCCAAUGCAACAACACUAUAACAUAAUAAUUUAGAGUCAUUAAUAAAUAAAUUAAAAAUCAUACCUAUAGACAAUUGAAGGUAUUCUAUCAAAAUAUACCGAAAAAUAAGCAAAAUAAAAUGCAAUUAAUUAUAAAAAUUUCUAAUAUGUGUUAAAUUAGCAAUCAACUUUAUUUCGAGCUGCUUUAAUUUUUAUAAAGCAAGCAUACGUCACUAUAUGCUUAUCAUUUAAAGUAACGCUAACUUUACUCUUUCUUUGAUUCUCUUCAUUUAUUUCCAUAUCCAAUUAGUUUUGUGCAUGAGUUAUUUGCGGUAAUUGUAUUUUAUUUAAUUAAAAUAGUAUUGUGUUUUUCAAUUAAAUUUUUUGCUGAUUGCUUAUGUGAUUUUGUGUUCUUUGAUUAUAUAAUUUACCAAAAAAUUAGCAAAUGCGAAACAAAUUUACAAUAAGCCAAUUAAGAUAAAUAAAAUGCAUUUGUAAAUUGUAUAGACAAAGGAAAUAUGCAUUUUAAUUCCAGAAAGAGUUUGUAAUAUUUUAUUGCAUUAAGUUGGGAACUUUCCGCGGGUAUAUUUCUGAUUAUAAACUACCACCGACUUUGAGAAAAUUCCUUAAUUUCUUUAAUAUAUCUGCAUUAGGCACCAUCCUCCCCACUAUAUUUCAUAAUAAAAUAUAUAUCUUUUAAACAAUGUUGCCAAACUUCAAUCGAUAUAUGUACAUAUAGCAGAAGUGGAUCCACCCCAAACCAAUUCAAAUUGAAAUAGGUAAACUGGUAUUUUUCAAAAUAACUACUACAAUGCAAAAUAUUCCACUCUUAUACACAAGGUUGAAUAUAACGAAGGUGCCAGCAGUAAGUUUAUAUUAGCUAUAACUGUUAUUUAAAAUUAAAUUUAGUUUUUUUGUUUUUUAUUGUUUGCGCGUUGGUCCACUGCCCUAACACUUAAACUGUGACGAAUUUGAAGCUUUAUUUAUUUUGAUCAUCAAUCUUCGAAAUAUCUCACUUGAUUUUCUAUCUAAUGACAUAUGAAUAAACGUCAAGUUGCUGUUAUUGCCCCUAAAUAGGUUGCCGCAUGAUAAACAAACCACAGACCGUCGGUUCUUCGUUCCAUAAUGAAAUAAAACAAAAGCAUUGGUUUGUUUAUUUAUUUUAUUAUUAUACUUUGAUUUAAGAAAUGCUUAAUAUAAACAAAAAUGCAGCAAAUCACUUAUUUUCAAAUAUUAUUGUGUAGGAGUUAACAAAUAUAAUAUACUUACAUACAUACAUGUAAGUAUAAUGGUAUAUAAACUUUCAUUCAAAAAAGAAUUACUGUUGUGCUUUAAACGUUUAGAAAGUAAAUUAAAUGCAAGUUAUCUUUUAUGUACAGGCUAAAAUAAAAAUGGAGUAUACUUAUGUGUAGAUAUGUAUAUGAAACCAAAUGCAUAAAUCAGUAAUUAAAACAUUUAUGAAAUUCUGAAUAAAUAUUUUACGUUUUUCGGAACACUUCUUAAAUAAUAUUCAGCAGUGUAUGUACAUACAUACAUCUAUAUACAUAUGUACGUCUGAGAUUUUAAACGAACAACAAUAUAAUUUAGUUGUAAUAUAAUAAUUCAGUUGUCGAUGCUGCUUUCUCCAUAUGUCUUACAUUUACCAACUCAAUUCUUCCGGGAGCCCACCAGGAUACUCUCCGGUCAAGCAAGCCGUGCAAUGCCCACUUUUAUUCGGAUUCGAAGCCUUUUUGUUCAUUUCCACUGCCUUCACUAGACCC